AUGAUAAACACGGAUAACCUUGACGGUGCCAAGGCUUCUUAUGUAACGCUUGCAGCUUCCAUCUAUGGUAACGACAUUGUCUUGUAUGGCUGUUCGUUCGAUGGCUGGCAGGACACUCUCCCAACUGGCGCUACUACUGGCUACCAGCACUAUGAGUCUUGUUAUAUUGGCGGUGCAAUCGACUUCAUCUGGGGAUAUUCGAAAGCGUACUUCAAGGGAUGCACAGUUGGCGCGAAGCGCACGUCCUCCGCAAUUACUGCCCAUAGCAGAGCCUCGUUUUCUGCCGUUGGGGGUUACAUCUUUGACGACUGCCUCUUUACUACUGCCCUGGCGCUACAGAUGACCUUACGAAUAAGGUCUACCUUGGGCGCCCGUACUCCGCAGUUCAACAACAGCGGACCUUCAAACUGGGAAAACAACGCUGCUGCUCGUCAGGCGUUCGGAUUUGCUACCCUUCUCACCUCCGAUACAUACUCGCUCUCAUCCGUCAUGGAUUCCACCGAGUGGAUCGACACGACCUACUGGAUUUCUAUCACGACGCCUUUCCCUGCAACUGCUGCUCCUACUGGUCCCACAAACAUCACAGUAGGCCGGAAUCCGACCUUCGAUGGUACAACCCCACCAACGGGCGCUCUCGUCGUUUCUAAGAGCCCUGUCACUCGUGUCACAACUUACCAAACUAUACAGGACGCCAUGAACGCUGCACCCACUGCCAGGAAGACGAAUGCUACUAUUUUUAUAUACCCUGGUGUGUACAACGAGCAACUCAUCGUCAAUAAGUCCGGCACUACUAUAUUCAUGGGCUACAGUAGCGCUACAGAUGACUACUCUGCCAAUCAGGUUUCCAUCAAGUUCAGCCAUGGGAUUGAUACCCAAGGUACUGAUGGGAGCGAUACUGACGGUGCAACUGUAUAUGUUACAGGUAACUACUUCUACGCAUAUAACAUCAACUUUCGCAAUACAGCCGGUACCACUCAGAACAUUGCUUCUCUCGGCUUUGCAGUAAAAAGUAGCAAAUUUGCUGCGUUGUACGGCUGCCAAAUUUACGGUAACCAGGAUACGCUUAACAUUUCGGGACAUUUGUUCACCUUCAAGACAUACAUCGAAGGUAACAUAGACUUCGUUUUCGGCAACGGGGCGGCAUACUUCCUCGACUCGACUAUCUCACCCAAUGAGGAUGGUGUCAGCAUCACUGCAUUUAAAAGGACCACCAACUCUACUGCUGCAGGCCUCGUCUUUGAUCAAUGUACCCUGAAACCUGCACCUGGUAUGGGUCCCUUCAAAGAUGUUGGUCUUGGUAGACCUUGGAACAAUAAUGCGCGUGUGGCAUUUGUCGACUGCUAUCUCGAUUCCAUGAUCAGUGGAGCCGGAUGGAAUCAAUGGAGCAAGUCUUCGCCUCAAACUGAUGGCGUAGUCUUUGGAGAGUACCGCAACUACGGACAUGGCUCGAACGUCUGCGACCGUGCAUCCUUCUCGCAGCAACUUUCGGAUGCAGAUGUCGUUCAGUUCCAGCUUGGUAAUUUCUUCGCCUCGACCAAGUUUAUCGACUUUUCCCAUGUCGAUACGCAACCUUUUACAGUUGGCAUUGGCUCUGCUCAGACUUGUGCUACUGUUAUAUCGUCUGUAAUCCUGGCGUCCAGCACCUUUUCAAGUUCCGGCACAUUUUCGUCAUCAGCAAAACUGUCUCUGAGCAGCCUCUUGAGCUCCAGCACCUUGUCGUCCUCCUCAUCUCUGCCUGUCGCCACAGUCUAUACCACUGUGACAGCUGUUGACAAGCUUACGGCUAGCAGCACGUUCACGCAGCCUGAUGCAACUUCAACCACUGUUGUCAAACUCACUUCGACAGCGUCCCUCACUGGGGCGGUCGUCGUCAAGACCGAAGUGGAGAAGAGCACUGCGACUCUGUCAAUCAUGUCUCCUGAUAUCACUUCCGCAUCCACUUUCAUUGUGACCGAGAACGAUGGCCUCACAAUCACACCGGCAGCUGUUACUAAGAACAAUGUUGUCAAGGUGACGACCACGAUUGAUAGUACUACCACAGCGAAGGUCCCUACUUCAACCCUGACGGAAACGACGACCACCACAAUUGUUCAGACCUUGAACCCCAAGCCUACUACGAUCACGCAGAGCAAAGGAUCCAAUGUCACGAUUUUGAGCAAUAUCGCACCCAAGGGUGCUUCCACGACUAUCAAAACAACUAUAUCCAAAGAACCGAGCAGUACCAAGACUACCACUAUCAAGGCCAAAAAUUCAGUCACAAUCAGCACCGUGUCUCUUAAAACGGUCACAAAGAAGACGACCACAACCGAGUCCUGCAUUUUUACUGAGGCUGCUCGCAUGGUUCGUCGUGGCGCUGUCAUUCCUCGCGCAGUUGCCAGCACUACUACGAUCACAGUGAGCACGACUGUCACAAGCUUUGUCAGGACUGUCACAGCGACGCUACCUGGCUCUACUACUCUCGUUACUGAGACUUCGGUCGCCAAGAUCAAGACAUACACGCAGCCUGGCGGCACCAGCACUGUCAGCUUGACGCCAUUUGUCAAUACCAUCACCAUCGCUCAGCCGGGCUCCACAUAUCUUACCACUGUGACCUCGACUGAGAAGAUUGGAAAAAUUACGACACUAAAGGCUUCCACAACGACUAUUCUGUCCACCAGCCGCAUCACAAAGCAGCAAGUGCAAACCGUCACGCCCGAAACGGUCACUGUUAGCAGCUUGCGGACUUGCACAUCGACUUAA
Messenger RNA from Ascochyta rabiei, 2739 nucleotides. Its product is annotated as Pectinesterase. Bases 1 to 2739 code for a protein of 912 amino acids. The record is from RefSeq and is a predicted model, not a curated record. The transcript has 4 exons. Lineage: Eukaryota; Fungi; Ascomycota; Dothideomycetes; Pleosporales; Didymellaceae. Gene Ontology annotation, biological process: cell wall modification. Gene Ontology annotation, molecular function: pectinesterase activity.